Messenger RNA from Condylostylus longicornis, 1849 nucleotides. It is a transcript of the gene Nmd3, whose product is annotated as 60S ribosomal export protein NMD3. Lineage: Eukaryota; Metazoa; Arthropoda; Insecta; Diptera; Dolichopodidae. The coding region runs from base 196 to 1710 and encodes 504 amino acids. Gene Ontology annotation, molecular function: ribosomal large subunit binding. Gene Ontology annotation, biological process: ribosomal large subunit export from nucleus. The record is from RefSeq and is a predicted model, not a curated record. The transcript is spliced from 4 exons. Gene Ontology annotation, cellular component: cytoplasm; nucleus.
UUAAUGACGAAAAAUUUUGCGACGAAGUCUAAAUUUGAAACAAUUCAAUUCUUAUUAUGUGUCAGUUGCGAAAAUAUCGAUAACUAAUUUCGAAGCUAUCGAUAGUGCAGGUUAUUUAUAUAUAUCGGCCACCACUAAGUUCCUACAAUCACCACAUUUUUAUUUUUCAUCUUGUGAAAUAUUUUGUAAAUAAAUAUGGAAUAUGUAAAUUUUGGAGCAGGUAUAAAAAAUGAAGGAAAUAACAUUAGGCAAAUUCUUUGCUGUGAAUGUGGGAUUAAAAUAGAGCCCAACUCAGCCAAUAUGUGUGUGACAUGCAUUCGUAAUCAUGUAGACAUCACAGAAAAUAUCCCUAAAUCAGCGGUAUUGCAGUUUUGUCGUAAUUGUGAAAGGUAUUUGCAACCGCCAGAUGAUUGGGUGCAAUGUGGUUUAGAAUCACGCGAACUUUUGGCUAUAUGUGUCAAACGACUAAAAGGGCUUAAAGACGUGAAAUUGGUCGACGCUGGUUUUAUAUGGACAGAUCCUAACUCAAAACGUAUUAAAGUUAAGUUGACAGUAAACGCUGAAGUUUUGAGCGGUACUACUUUACAACAGGUUUUUAUUGUUGAAUAUACUGUUACAAAUCAUAUGUGCAAUGAUUGUCACCGGAGCGAAGCAAAAGAUUUUUGGAAAUAUCUUGUUCAAGUACGCCAACGUUCCGAGAAUAAGAAAACUUUGUAUUAUUUGGAGCAAUUGAUAUUAAAGAGAAAAGCACAUGAUAAUACUUUAGGAAUAAAAUCACAGCAUGGUGGAAUAGAUUUCUUUUAUGCGAGCGAAGUUCAUGCAAGGAAAAUGGUCGAAUUUCUUUCGAAUGCUCUACCUGUUAAAGUAACAAACUCAAAAAGAUUAAUAUCUCACGAUAUCAAAAGUAAUAUUCAUAAUUGCAAGCACACUAUAUCUGUUGAAAUCCCACCUUUAAGUAAAGACAGCUUAGUUUGCUUAGAUAAAACUCAACAAAGGCAGUUCGGGGGUAUCUCUCCUUUGUGUUUAAUUCAUCGUGUAGCAAAAACUAUUCACUUAAUAGAUCCAUUGACCGCUCAGAUUGCUGAAGUUAGUGGUAUCAACUAUAAUAGAUCACCUUUCGAAGCUAUAUGUAAUCCAAACCGUUUAACUGAGUACACCGUAAUGGACAUUGAAAUAAUUUUUGAUAAAGAUAGAAAAUUUUUCCCAGGACAAGGAACUAUUUCUAAUAAGCAUGUCUUAUGUGAUAUAUGGCUGGUUAAAUCUUCCGAAUUGGGAAUCAAUGAUAAUACUAUUCAUACAAAAACACAUUUAGGUCAUCUUUUAAAAGUUGGAGAUAAUGUAUUUGGUUAUAACCUAGAGGAUGCAAACAUAAAUAAUGAUAAAUUUGAAAAAUUAAACAAGGAUCAAAUACCAGAUGUUAUUUUAGUUAAAAAAAGUUAUGGAGAUCGCGAAAGAAGAAACAAAUCCAGAAAUUGGAAAUUAAAACAUAUCUCUAAUGAGGAAGACAAACGAAAACAUGAUUAUGAAGAAUUUCUGGAAGAUCUGGAAGAGGAUGCUGACAUGCGACAGAAUGUUAAUAUAUAUAAGGACAGGAAACAAAUUCCAAUAGAUGAAUUCGAUCAUCCUUCCGAUAACAUUCCACGAAUUACUUUAGCGGAAAUGUUAGAUGAUUUAAAUUUGGAUGACGACGAAAUGGGGGAUGAUAUUUAAAGUUUGAAUACAAUCAAACUUGAAAUUUGAACAUAAUUAAUUAUGAUCCACGCCGUUUCUUAUUUAUUUCUUAAUUAAUUUUAUAACAUGUUUAUUGGGAAAUAAAUAUUAAAACCAAAUGUUUUUUAAAAUAUUGAAA